AUUCAGGCGAAUGCUGUGCUGUUUGCCGAAAUGUUUCCUGAGAGGAUUAGCAAAGUAUCCAGUUUGUCUUGGCGAAGAAGUACUUCUCCUGUUUGAUAAACCACACGCAACACAACCUCUUGAAUAUGUAAAAUUCGACUCCAUCGACUUUUGUUAGAAGACUAUUACCGAAGAAUUUCGUUCGAUGAAAACUAAAGCCAAGGAUCAUUUAGAAUUAUAUUAUAUUAGAAAUCAAUCAAAAUGUUGUUAGACGUGACUGAUAAACAGAAAAAGCAUGUUCUAUAUUUUCUGGCAGCAGCUGCUGUUGUCAUCUUGUAUGUCACAGGACCAAAAAUCUCCUUGCAAUCCUUGUCUUUGGGAGUUUUAGUUUUCAUUGUAACCGGAGGCAGGUACAAAUGGCUGUAUAUUUUGUACAGGACGAUACCCAGGGAUCUGAUGGCUGGACACAGAUUCCUGAUGCUCAAUUUGCUGUUGAAGAAAUGGGAAUAUAGAAAUAUGACUAUAGUUAAAAUUUUUAGCGAAGUCGUUGAUCAACAACCUGAUAAAAUUGCUUUUCAAUUUGAGAAUGAAAAGUGGACUUUCAAACAGGUUGAGGAGUAUAGUAAUCAAAUAGCAGCAUAUUUUAAACGUGAAGGCUUCAAACGAGGAGAUGCAAUUGCUUUAUAUAUGGAAACCAGACCAGAAUUUGUUUGUUUAUGGUUAGGUCUGGCUAAAGUUGGCUUGGUUACUGCUCUGAUAAAUAAUAAUUUGAGAAAGGAAGUAUUGGUUCAUUCUAUUAACGCUGCUAACUGCAAAGGAAUCAUUGUUGGAACAGAACUUGUUGAAGCUUUGAAAGAUGUUACUGGUGCUCCAGAAGUUGCCAACUUGCCUGUAUACCAAUUCAGAGAUGCUGCACAAGAGUCCAUUAGUGUGCAACCAGGUUGGAAAGACCUCAGGGGCAACUUAGUAGGCAUGCUGAAAGGCAGAAUGGUAGAAGAAAUUGCAAAAGGCAAUAUAUCUGAUAAAAUUAUGUAUAUUUAUACUUCUGGAACUACUGGAAUGCCUAAAGCAGCGGUCAUUAGCAAUACAAGGUUCAUGUUUAUGGUGAUCGGUGUUAAUAAGAUGUUAAAUAUCAGCAGCAAUGAUAUUAUUUAUGAUCCACUACCAUUGUAUCAUACUGCUGGCGGUAUGGUCGGAGUUGGACAAAUGCUACUGAGAGGUGCUACGGUCACACUUAAAAAAAAGUUUUCAGCUUCAAAUUUUUGGCCAGAUUGCAUCAAAUAUAACUGCACCGUCGCACAGUAUAUUGGAGAAAUGUGCAGGUAUUUAUUAGCAGUUCCAAAGAAACCAGAAGAUACAUCUCAUCAAGUACGUCUGAUUGUUGGCAAUGGGCUGAGACCUCAAAUUUGGGAGGACUUUCAGAGAAGAUUCAAUGUUAAACAAAUUGGUGAAUUUUAUGGAGCCACUGAGGGCAACUCGAACUUAGUGAAUAUUGAUUCUACGCCUGGUGCAGUAGGAUUUGUGCCGAGGUAUGCUGGUGCUUUCUAUCCUGUAGCCUUAAUCAAGUGUGAUGAAGAAACUGGUGAACCUAUUCGCAAUGCUGAAGGCUAUUGCACAAGAUGUCAACCUGGUGAAACAGGUGUUCUGGUUGGAAAGAUUAAUCCAAAAUUAGCUGCCAAUUCUUUUAGUGGUUACGCAGACGCUAAAGCGAGUGAAAAGAAAAUUUUGAGAGACGUUUUUCGCUCUGGGGACAUGUUCUUUAACUCUGGUGAUAUUUUAGUUAUCGAUAUGCUUGGUUACUUCUACUUCAAAGACAGAACUGGUGAUACAUAUAGGUGGAGAGGAGAAAAUGUUGCAACUUCAGAAGUGGAAGCAGUGAUUAGUAAAAUUGUUGGACUUAAAGAUUGCGUUGUUUAUGGAGUUGAGAUACCAAACUUGGAAGGUCGUGCAGGCAUGGCUGCUAUAGUCGACCCUGAUCAAAAAUUAGACAUGGAGGGACUAUGUAAAGGUCUUUUGGCGUCUCUACCUGCCUAUGCCAGACCUUUAUUCAUACGAGUUAUGUCUGAGAUGCCAAUGACAGGCACAUUUAAACUUAAAAAAAGGGACCUCCAAAUUGAAAAUUAUAAUGUAGAUCGAAUACGAGAUAUAGUUUAUUAUGUAGAUUCAUCUGGUAGAUAUCAAACAGUCACAAAGGCCUUAUAUGAUGAUAUAAUUAAUGGAAAAAUAAGGUUAUGAAUUAAAUCGGUUGUUAUAAUGAUGUAUAUAAAAGCAAUAAGUAAUAUAAGUUAAUGACAAUAUAUGUAAAAUU
Messenger RNA from Ctenocephalides felis (cat flea), 2287 nucleotides. Its product is annotated as long-chain fatty acid transport protein 1-like. The coding region runs from base 241 to 2214 and encodes 657 amino acids. Gene Ontology annotation, molecular function: long-chain fatty acid-CoA ligase activity; long-chain fatty acid transmembrane transporter activity. Lineage: Eukaryota; Metazoa; Arthropoda; Insecta; Siphonaptera; Pulicidae. The record is from RefSeq and is a predicted model, not a curated record. Gene Ontology annotation, biological process: triglyceride homeostasis. The transcript is spliced from 12 exons. Gene Ontology annotation, cellular component: endoplasmic reticulum.